Molecule: messenger RNA, 955 nt
Organism: Arabidopsis arenosa
Lineage: Eukaryota; Viridiplantae; Streptophyta; Magnoliopsida; Brassicales; Brassicaceae
Source: the annotation of a GenBank genome assembly
ACUGGUUGAUGUCGUCUACUGGUGGCUGCCUUCUAAGUGUAGCUUAUGUGGUCACUUGGGACAUAAAGCAUCUAGGUGUUUGGGUCUAGGUUUAGAGAAGACUGUUGUUUCAGCUUGGAAAAAUGGUACUCCUCCUUUGAAUGAGAAUAGCAUUGUCAAUGCUUCAACCAUGGCAUUAGAUACGGCUAUUGUUUCUAAUGGUGCAGCGAUAAUGAAAGGGUUUCACCAAACAGUUGUUGACUCAUCGGUUAAACCCCAUCAAGUUGUUGUAAAUCCUAACACCGAGUUUCUCUCCUCUUCAAACUCAAAAGAAGAAGCUGCCUUUGGCUUGAGAUCAGUAGCAAUUACUGAUGCAAGUAAGGAUGUGUUUGUCGUUCAUCAGCUAGUUGAGAAGGAGGUCUUGCAAAUUUCAGAUUCAACUACUGCCAUGCUUUCUUCAACCAUGAAAGUGAUGGCUACUCCCGCAAAAGUCUCUUCAAAUAUUACUACCUUUACUUCAGGGGUCAAAUCUAGUACUAAUACUUCUUUCCACAAAGCUUUUAGUUCAAAUAAAUUUGCGGUGUUGAAUUUAGCAUCGGAUGUGGUGCUGCCCGAAGAUUCAGACAUAGUUGAUUCUAACGAGUUUGAGGACUCAGAUGAGGAUCUCAUAAUGAAUCUAAAGUCACCAUUUUCAGAAAAACAUCUCCAAGACAGACCGUUGCAAUUGUCGAACGAGGCAAUAAUUAUUGGUCGUGGAGGAAGAGGAAGACGCAGUCGAGGAAAUCAUGGUCGACGAGGUAGGUUUGGCUAAACCCAAUUAGUCGAAAUUGGUUUCAAAACGUUUCUUUAUUUCCUUAGUUUUCAUGCUUUGGAAUUUUUUGUGUGCUUUGUUAUUUUCUUCCGCUUUGUUGAACUGUAUGAUCCCCAUUGUACCAUCUUGUAAUGGUUUUAUUUAUAAUAGAAUUAAAAAAAGUAA